This is a messenger RNA of Diabrotica virgifera virgifera (western corn rootworm), 1300 nucleotides long. RefSeq names its product hydroxymethylglutaryl-CoA lyase, mitochondrial. The transcript is spliced from 4 exons. The record is from RefSeq and is a predicted model, not a curated record. Lineage: Eukaryota; Metazoa; Arthropoda; Insecta; Coleoptera; Chrysomelidae. Gene Ontology annotation, biological process: ketone body biosynthetic process; L-leucine catabolic process. Gene Ontology annotation, molecular function: hydroxymethylglutaryl-CoA lyase activity. The coding region runs from base 224 to 1192 and encodes 322 amino acids.
UGUUUAUAUAAGUGAUAGGGGUAGGUGUAGGUUCAUGUAGGUUUUUUCAUAAAAAAUUGCGAAAAAAUCUGUAAAAACAUUGAUUAGGGAUAUGUGACGUUUUACCCUUGAGAUUGAGCAAGUAUUACAUUAUUUAUAUGAAGAAUAAUAUUGAUUCGCAUGUUUAUCAACUCUUAUCUAUUUUUAUGAAAGAUAAAAGAUAUUGUUUCAUUUAACAUUUAAAAUGGCUUUGCACUCAAGUAAAAAGUUAAUGACACAAGUAUUUUUAAAAAAUCAUCUUAUCAGAAACAGUAGUUUUGUACGUAUCGUUGAAGUGGGACCAAGAGAUGGACUUCAAAAUGAAUCUGUUAAAGUACCAGCUGAUGUUAAAGUUGAAUUUAUUGACCAAUUAUCCAGCACAGGACUUAAAACCAUAGAAGCGACCAGUUUUGUGAGUCCCAAAUGGGUACCGCAAAUGGGUGACAAUGCAGAGGUGUUUUCACGAAUUAAAAAAUCAAAAGACAUUACAUAUCCAGUACUUGUGCCAAAUGUUCAAGGACUUAAAUCAGCUAUACAAGUUGGUGUUAAAGAGGUAGCAGUGUUUGUGGCUGCUUCUGAAGGUUUUUCAAGAAAAAAUACAAAUUGUACAAUCCAAGAAAGUCUGAAUAGGACCAAAGAAGUGAUAGAACUAGCUAAAAAGAAUGAUAUUAAAGUAAGAGGAUACAUAUCAUGCGUUGUUGGUUGCCCUUAUGAUGGAAUGAUUGAACCAGCAGCCGUUGCAAAGCUCACAGAAUCUCUACUAAGCAUGGGUUGCUACGAAAUAUCUUUGGGAGACACCAUUGGAGUAGGGACACGAGAUUCAGUUAAUAAGAUGUUAAAAGAUGUGCUAGCUGUAGCAUCAGCUGAUACCUUAGCUAUCCAUUGUCAUGAUACAUAUGGCCAAGCAUUACUGAAUAUUUUCACAGCCUUGGAAAAUGGUAUAUCAGUGGUGGAUUCAUCAGUAGCUGGUCUAGGAGGAUGCCCAUAUGCCAGAGGAGCUACAGGCAAUGUUGCAACAGAAGAUGUUGUGUAUGCUUUAGGAGGAAUGGGAGUUUCUACAGGUGUUGAUUUAAAGAGGAUGAUUAAAGCUGGUAGAUAUAUAAGCGAUUUUAUCAAAAAACCACCAGCUUCACGAGUUAAUAAUGCUCUGUACUCCAAAUAUGGUCUGAACUGAUAACAGCAUCUGUUUGCUUGUGUCUGCUGAAUAUAUUUUACACUUUUUAUGUCGAAUAUACAUGUAAUCAAACAUUUUUAUAAAAUAAAUCAUUCCAUUUGUGUAACA